AUUGAACGGAUUCAUUGUUGGUAUCGGAGGUCCAAAUGCUUAGGAGGGGUGUUCUGGUAAUUUCGAAAUUCCUCCCGCGGGUUCCCCACGUCCAAUACAAAAACAAUGUUGAACAAAAUUUUACAACGACUUGUAUCACAAGGACAACUCGAGGAAGAAAGAACAAAAAAGAAUGGCCUAUAUCGGUCAACGAAUCGGCGAUAGAAUGCUGCCCGGCGCCGUUGUUCCUGGUUGGACACGUUUAGUAGCAGUAUUUGCCUUCAUCUUCGUCUUCCUCACAGUUUUCGCCGAUUCCGUCACGAAUGAUUCCCAGCUAAAAUGUAGCAGAACCUGCAUAGCUGAAAACUGUAAUUCGGUUGGGAUCCGAUACGGGAAAUAUUGUGGGGUAGGGUGGUCUGGUUGUCCUGGAGAAAAACCGUGCGACGAUCUGGACGCUUGUUGCAAGAUCCACGACGAGUGCGUCGAGAAAAAAGGUUUGAUUAACGUAAAAUGCCAUGAAAAGUUUAAGAGUUGCAUAAAGAAAGUACAAAAAUCUGGCAAGGUUGGAUUUUCUCGUAAUUGUCCCAUCGAGACGGCUGUGCCUACCAUGAUGCACGGUAUGGAUAUGGCCAUCCUGCUGAGCCGGUUAGGCGGCACCAAGCUUGAUGAACUUUGAUUUCUCAACUUCAAAAUUUAACUUGAUUGGACUUCUCAUUAACUGUAGAUUUAUUCCAUUUGAUGGGCUAUGAUUUUUUUUCUGAAGAAUUUUAUCUUCUGGAGCUUUUGAUGAACUUUUAUCACACUUCGAUGCCUUUAAUAUUCGUUAUGUAUUUUUAGCGACGAAUUAGUUUCUGGUUCUUUCUUUUUGUCAAAACAGUAUCAAACUGAUCCUCAUCCAAUGGGAUGAAGUAUUGGAGAUUUAUUUUUAAAUCAGGCCACUAGUUGGUGGUAGGAUUUUUUUGUUAGCCCAAUUAGAUUGUGGGGGCGGGGGAGCUUACACGUUACACCUGAACUGGUUAUUUUGAAUAGGCUAAAAUAACU
This is a messenger RNA of Durio zibethinus, 1020 nucleotides long. RefSeq names its product putative phospholipase A2 homolog 1. Gene Ontology annotation, biological process: pollen tube growth; phospholipid metabolic process; lipid catabolic process. Gene Ontology annotation, molecular function: A2-type glycerophospholipase activity; calcium ion binding; lipid binding. The record is from RefSeq and is a predicted model, not a curated record. Lineage: Eukaryota; Viridiplantae; Streptophyta; Magnoliopsida; Malvales; Malvaceae.